This is a messenger RNA of Periconia digitata, 746 nucleotides long. NCBI's taxonomy places the organism in Eukaryota, Fungi, Ascomycota, Dothideomycetes, Pleosporales, Periconiaceae. The record is from the annotation of a GenBank genome assembly.
CCAAACAGCCUGACCGGACGGAAAAGAAAGGGCACAAAAUGCGCACUUCCAAAUCUCUCGCUCACAGCCAACUCGCUCCUCUAGCAGCGUCACCACCAUCUCCUCCUCCAGAGCCCUCCGACCCCCAUAUAUCUUUUCUCUUACCUCCAACGAUCAUCAGCAACGAUGACAUCGAAAACAUCAGAAGCCGCCGCCGCCGCCGCACAAAGUCUCAUGUCUCGAUUGCCUCCUGCACAUCUGCACACACCCUCUACCCCUUCUCCGAAACACAAAGCAGAUCCCCUCCAUCCCCUCCAUCAUCAAGAAGAUCCUCCACAAGUACCGUCACACCCUCAAAAAUAAGACCGACUCUCGUUCUACGACGGAAUUCCCAAGGAGAACGACCUCUACCACACUCCCCUCCUUCCUCCCCCACAACUACCACCACCACACACAUCCAAACACCCACCACACCAACAGUCCUCCCCUGUCCAACAUGCAAUCUUUCGCAUUUUCUCUCUUCUCCUUCCUCGUCGGCCUCGAAGCAGCAGAGUACCGUUGUCUGCACUGAGUGCUGGAAGCGCUUUAGUAGGACCGAGAAGGAUAGGCGAGAAAGAGAUCGGUUUGUGUAUAUCAGUUUUCCGUGUUUAAUGUCAGCGAGAGAUAUAGAUGGGAUGAGGGGGAUGCGGAAGGAUGGAGGAGGCGGAGGUGGCAUGAAGGUGUUUGAGAUGGUUGCUGGGGUUUGGAGGGGGGCUGGAGGGUUGUGA